UCAAUGCCGGAAGUGCGAAAGUGAGAUCGGUCAUGCUUCCGGGUUUCUUCCAAGCUGUGUGAAACAGGGGAAAGAUGGAGGCGUUGAAUAAGCUUAAACAGUUUGACGCUUACCCCAAAACUCUGGAGGAUUUCAGGAUCAAAACAUGCGGUGGAGCCACGGUAACCAUCAUUAGCGGGCUAAUCAUGUUGUUCCUGUUUUUCUCGGAGCUGCAGUAUUAUCUCACGAAGGAGGUCCAUCCAGAAUUGUAUGUGGACACAUCACGUGGAGAUAAGCUGAAAAUCAAUGUUGAUGUCAUAUUCCCCCAUAUGCCUUGUGCAUACCUAAGCAUUGACGCCAUGGAUGUGGCGGGAGAGCAGCAGCUGGACGUGGAGCACAACCUGCUCAAGCAGAGGCUGGAUAAGGACGGGAAACCCGUCACCUCCGAGGCCGAGAAGCAUGUCCUGGGGAAGGAGGAGGAUGGGGAAGUGUUCGAUCCCAGCAAGCUGGAUCCGGAACGCUGCGAGAGUUGCUAUGGAGCUGAAACGGAGGAUCUGAAGUGCUGUAACUCCUGUGAGGACGUGCGGGAGGCGUACAGGCGCAGGGGCUGGGCCUUUAAGAACCCCGACACCAUUGAGCAGUGCAAAAGGGAGGGCUUCAGCCAGAAGAUGCAGGAGCAGAAGAAUGAGGGCUGCCAGGUCUACGGCUUCCUGGAGGUGAACAAGGUCGCAGGAAAUUUCCACUUUGCUCCUGGAAAGAGUUUCCAGCAGUCUCAUGUUCAUGUGCACGCUGUGGAAAUUCACGACCUGCAGAGUUUCGGUCUCGACAACAUCAACAUGACCCACUUCAUCAGGCACCUGUCCUUCGGGCAGGACUACCCCGGGAUCGUCAACCCCCUGGACGGGACAAACGUCGCCGCGCCUCAAGGUUUGCACUCGUCUUUUUCCUCCCCCUCUUUCUACCGAAACCAAGCGGAUGCUAUGAUAUUAGCGUGGUCGAACCCUGACGCUAAACGGAGAGCAUGCGCUCGUUACUCUGAAGACGCGUGGGUCCUGAACAGUCACUGUAUUUGGACAUCUGAAAUUAGGGACAUUACUAACCCCCUUAGAAAAGAGCUGGGUGGCCCAAGCAGGGCUCGAGGCCCUGUGAAUGAUGUAUAUAUAUAUUUGUUUUAUAAGCGAUUUGUCAGAGCGUUUAUUGGAUCGAUUUUUUCCCAAAAACCACAAUCAUGUACAGAGAGUAUUGCAGGGUGGUGUGUGGUGCAGGGCAGUGCCAGAGUCUUGCAUGCUGUGGGGGUUUGGGAAGGGGUAACAUCAGCACCGGAUGCCCAUCCCGAUGGCCAUGAAGGUGCCGAAGGUGCCGCCGCUUUGCAUCAUGGUCUUUCCGACUCCUCCCAUCAGCUCCCUGCCCCUCAUGCCGAUCCUGUGGGGAAAGGGAAGGCCGCAUGCUCAAUGAGACCGCACUCAGGCCGCGCUUCUGUUCAACACGAUCACGGUGUCAAGCGCUCACGCUCCCCACACACACGUUCAACAACACUGCAGGCUGGCCCAACCACUGGCAAUCGACAAGACCAUACAUUCGAACCCACACAGUCAAACCCACACACUCCCCACGCACGUUCAAAAAGACUGCACAGUCAAAGCCACACACUCCCUGCACACGUUCAACAUGACCACACAGUCAACCCCACACACGUUAAACAGCCUUAAAAGCAACAGCUCGCUUUGGGUUUUGCCAGUCUACAAGUAUUCUGACAUUGGCCAUAAGUUAAACUCAUUGUACAUCACUUUAGAUAAAAGCAUCUGCAAAAUAAUUGUGAUGUAAUGAAACAGUGGGUUCAGCAGGUUUCAGUAAAGUAAGAAGCAGCUGACUAACAGCACCACUGACAGUGGGCAGCUUGCAGUCUGUGAGUUUGGACCUUGAACUGUGCGAACAGCAAAGCAAAGGAAAUCCUGCAACCAGUUUCCAAUCCAGCUAGGUAUACAGCACUUUUAAUUUUGCGUGCUGAACUGCCUGUAUUUGGCUGGUUACGUUUUUUAACCAAGUCUACCUGGGUGAACCGUAGCAUUGACGCUUAUGCUGUUAUAGCCUCGUUUCCAGAUGAGCAGGCGCGAGAAAUGCGCAGUAAAAUCUCACCUCAGACAGGAGAAAGUCCCGAACAUGGCACCUGCCGCCAUCCCUACAGCGAAUCCCAUCAUGAAGCCCAUCUUAACUCUGUCAAAGCAGUUGGGCUGAGCCUGUCCGUACGGUCCUACUGCCACCGGCAUCUGUGGGAACGAACAUAACUAUUCAUUACGGCAACUCUGGUCGUUCUGAAAUGCACGAAGUUUGCGAGGGCACAAAUUGUAUUCUCUCAAAAUCCAAUAGCUUAAAUGCCAUAAAUCAGCGUAUUUAAAUAAUUGCAUGCUCGGUCAUCUACGUGUCAUUGUCCUAAGGAGUUAAUCACGAUCCUUUCCAUUAUGGUUAGAAAGCCCACUACUUCAUAACACUAGCUAUAAUCUUGGUAUACAUAAUUAGCGUGUAGACGUACGUGUUAGCAAGAUAGCUAGCCAGUCUGCUAACAGUUUCAAAGUCGAUUUCGUUGACAGGAAGCAUGCUAAAUGUAUUUACACCGCAUACAAUUCAGGAAUGCUUUGUUUACGAGCGUAACGUUAUGUUCACUCCUUUAUGACUCAUGAAUAUUCCGUGUAUAUACUAGUAUAUUAGUAUUAGCUUUCUACCGACAUUAGCAGGCAUGUCACCUCGCUCUGGCCUUGAAAACAGCAACUCCAGUUACGGCUCCGCUUUCGAUUAUUUUGCACCCACUAUUAUGAGUUCAAAAUCUUACCUUGUCUUCCUAAAUGUUAGAGAUUCCUUUCCGCUCCCUUCGACGCAACACUUAUUCAACCUGGACUAUUUACACACUCGCGCAA
Molecule: messenger RNA, 2891 nt
Organism: Anguilla anguilla (European eel)
Lineage: Eukaryota; Metazoa; Chordata; Actinopteri; Anguilliformes; Anguillidae
Gene: ergic3
Product: ERGIC and golgi 3
Exons: 10
Coding region: 75-1688 (537 amino acids)
Biological process (GO): retrograde vesicle-mediated transport, Golgi to endoplasmic reticulum; endoplasmic reticulum to Golgi vesicle-mediated transport
Cellular component (GO): COPII-coated ER to Golgi transport vesicle; endoplasmic reticulum membrane; Golgi membrane
Source: RefSeq, a predicted model, not a curated record